UCUUCUCUCCCAAGCAAAAAAGGACAGCACGACCCUUCCCCUCACCACUUCCAGAUCCAAGAAAAUCUUCACGGCCCUCCAAUGGCGGCUUCAUUGAUGUUUCUUCUCUAGGCGCCUCGCUCCUGGCAAAAAGGCAAAAAAGCAAGGCAAAAAGGUUGGCAAUGAUUGGCCUAAAUGAGGAACCAGCUGAAAAUAAUGAUGAUCCUUUGUAUUGUACACAACAUGCUACUGGAAAUGCAGAAUUUGUGGCGGAAUCACCUAAUCCCCCUAUCAUCCAAAGAGUGGAUGGUGCUGCUACAGAAGCAAUGGAGACAGAUGGGCAAUCAAGUCAUGGGGGGUGUGCUCCGGGCAGUACACAAGUACCUACAGCUGUAGCAGCUGGGAGUGAUGCUCAUACCCUUGAUGGCACAUGUGCUGCAGGUGAUACCGGUGGCACUGUUGGUAAUGGUUUGGGUGCCGAAAAUGAUGAUGAAGCUUGGUCACAGUCCAAGGAGCCUUACGUGGGCAUGAGGUUCGACACUUUGGAAGAUGCCAAGGUGCAUUACAAUGCAUAUUCCUUGCAGAUGGGGUUUCCAAUCAAAAUGAAUAGUUCAAGAAAGGAUAUUAAAACUGGGGAGUUGAUAAAACAACAGUUUGUUUGUAACAAGUUUCGAAAGCCUGAUGUUGAUGACAAAGGGGCAGAAAAGAUUCCCGUGCUAGAUGACAUUGUUGAACAAGCAAAAGAUGAUAAUGAAGAUAAGGCUAUUGUCUUUCUUGAUGAUGAUAGUAAGGGCAAAAAGAGGAGCAAGAAACGAAAAAGAGAUAAAAUUGUACAAGCUGGUUGCAAAGCUAAGAUGAUUGUGAAGGUAACAGAUGGCAGAUGGGAGGUGAUCUACUUUGUUAGCGAGCACAACCAUCCGUUGAUUGACAAACCAUGUUUGACUAAGUAUUUGCGAUCACACCAAGGGAUACCGCCAGAAGAAAGGGCCUUCCUUACUCACCUUCAUAACUGCAAUUUGACUACAGGUCGUAUGAUGCACAUCAUGUCAGAUUUCUAUGGGACAGAACUCAUUGUACCUUAUAGCACAAAGCACAUUACAAACCUCAAGACGCUCUUGAACAAGGAUGAUACAAAAUAAGGGGAUAUGA
Messenger RNA from Triticum aestivum (bread wheat), 1128 nucleotides. RefSeq names its product protein FAR1-RELATED SEQUENCE 5. The record is from RefSeq and is a predicted model, not a curated record. Lineage: Eukaryota; Viridiplantae; Streptophyta; Magnoliopsida; Poales; Poaceae. The transcript has 3 exons. The coding region runs from base 162 to 1118 and encodes 318 amino acids.